AUGUCGUCUGGGAAGCGAAAAUUCUCGACCGAAGAACGGUCGGCCAAACCAGCGAGCAAACGGUCCAAGCCAGACCCAGAGGCACAGCCUGUGAAGUCCUCCAAGGCACCCAAGUUGGACAAAACGAACCCGUCACCUGCGCGGAAAGCUUCUACACCCCAAGCAGCCUCGGUCCUUACGAACGAGCAGCCAGCAUUCCCUCGCGGUGGUGCCAGCCUCCUCACUCCGAUUGAGCGCAAGCAAAUUCAAGCAAAAGCCUCCCGAGAUGCAGCGAAGGAGUUCAAGAAAGCUCAAGACCUUUUUGGCAAUUCUGGAUCAAAAGAAGAAGAUACGAGUGACGACGAUGGGAAUUCAGCGCCCGAGCUGGAGCCUAGUAAAGCUGUGCCGAAGAAGUCUCGCAAAGAGAAAUUUCGCAAGAACAAGGCAGAAAUUGAUGGACCCGAAAUUCGCAUCAGUGGCUUAAGCUACAAAAGGAUUACUACUGGCUCACUGGUCUUGGGCCAGAUAAGCGGGAUCAGUACUAGAUCCUUGACCGUGGGAUUACCCAACAGCCUGGUUGGGUUUGUCCCGCUCACAGCUCUAUCCGCUCAAUUGAACGAGAAAAUCCAGUCCCUCCUGGACAGUGGUGUAGAGAACGGUGCGACUAGCGAUGGAGAAGAAGAGGCAGACGACAAAGAUAUUGACCUCACAGAAUAUUUCCGUGUCGGCCAAUUCCUUCGCGCUGCCGUUACAUCUACCGAGCAAGAAAGAACGGGGCCGAAAACGCAGUCGCGAAAACGCAUCGAACUAUCUAUCGAACCUGCGCUCACAAAUAUUGGUCUCAGCCAGACUAAUCUAACCGCAGGCACCACAGUACAGGCUUCAGUCAGCAGUAUUGAAGAUCACGGCCUCGCAGUGGAUUUGUCUUUGGAUGAAGGUAGCGCUCGUGGGUUCAUCCUCAAGAAGCACCUUCCUGAAGGCCUCCACUUGGCAGAUGUCAAAACUGGAGCAGUCUUCCUAUGCAGUGUACUCGAAUCCAGCCCGAAUGCCAAGGUGAUCAAGCUUUCAGCCAACCUUUCCAAUGCAGCUACACUGAAGACUGCUCCCUCAGUUGAUGCUUUUCUUCCUGGUACAAAAGCAGAGAUUUUGAUAAGCGACAAAACGGAUGCAGGACUUGCUGGUAAGGUCAUGGGCCUGCUUGAUGUGACAGCGGACGUCGUCCACUCGGGGUCUUUCAAGGAUAGAGAGGCAUUCUCCGCGAAAUACGAGAUUGGAAAGAAGGUUACCGGACGCUUGAUAUGCACAUUUCCCCUUUCUGAUAACAAAAAGCUGGGAUUUUCCUUGCUUGAUCAUCUGUUAGAUAUCGAUUCGCUUGGCACGUCGACUAGUGGGCACAAUAAGCUGUCAAUAUCAACUAUCAUCGACUCAGCAUCGGUGGUACGGGUGGAACAGGGUUUGGGUAUAUAUCUCAAGCUCGCGGGUGAUAGUAUUGGGUUCGCUCACGUCUCACGGCUAUCAGAUAAGAAGGUUGACUCUCUUUCCGAGUUGGCUGGUGCCUACAAGCUUGGCUCGGAGCAUAAGGCGCGGAUACUCGAGUAUAAUUCUGUCGACGAUUUGUACAUUAUCUCUUUGCAGCCAAGCAUUCUUCAGCAGCCUUUCUUACGGGUGGAUGACGUUCCUAUCGGCGCAGUGGUAAAAGGAAAGAUUGAAAAGCUGCUCAUUGGCGCUGAGGGAGUCAAAGGUCUGAUUGUUAAUCUUGCUGAAGGUGUCACUGGGCUUGUUCCACAAAUCCAUCUAUCUGAUGUUGAGCUAAAACACCCAGAAAGGAAAUUCAAAGAAGGCCAAACAGUCACAACAAGAGUCUUAUCCACAGACGUUGUCAGAAGACGCUUGCGACUUACGUUGAAGAAAACUCUGGUCAACAGUGACCAAAAAGCCUGGUCAAAUUACGAUGGCAUUGAGGUCGGAGACUCGACUGUGGGCACACUCGUAAAGGUUGAUCGUGUGGGAGCAAUCGUUCAAUUUUUCGCCUCUGUGAAAGGCUUCCUACCCGUUUCUGAGAUGAGUGAGGCUUUUAUCAAAGAUGCCACAGAACAUUUUCGAGUGGGACAGGUUGUGACGGUCAAUGCAAUCAGUGUCAAUUCGAGUGAAAGGCGUCUAACAGUGUCUUGUCGAGAUGUGAACACCACGAACCCAUCGAUUGAAACCUCCUUGGCAGAGCUUCAUGCUGGAACAAUCACGAGUGGAACAGUGUUCGAAAAAUCUCAGGACGAUAUUUUGCUCCGGUUAGAAGGAUCUGACGCAAUUGCGCGUCUCGUUUUGGAUCAUGUCUCUGAUGGGUCCUUGAAGAAGCGUAAAGCAGCAUUUGCGAAGGUCAGAGUUGGCCAGAAACUCGAAAACCUGCUCAUUUUGCAAGUCUUAGCUAAGAGAAGGCUCGUCCUGGUAUCCAACAAGCAAAGUCUUAUCAAAGCAGCAACAGAAGGAACUCUAUUAAAAAGUUAUGAGCAGCUCAGAGAGAAUGGAGUAUAUACUGGAGUUGUCUCUAACGUUGUGGAUAACGGCAUCUUUUUGAGCUUCGCGGCAGGAAUCAGUGGCUUUAUACCCAAAGGACAGGUACCUGUUGAGACAGAGACUGAACCAGACUUCGGGAUGUCAAGGCUGCAGCCAGUUACAGCUAGGGUCACGAACAUCGAUUAUAAAGGUGCUACGCCGCGUUUCUGGCUGACCAUGAGGGAGGGGAAAUCAAAACCCGAGUCGACUCCUACUGAGAAAGCUGGAGGCCACCCCGAAGCCAUUCCUCUCUCGGAGCCUGUUGAUCCAAGUGUCACCGUACUGGGUGACUUGCAUGUAGGAAGGAUCACCAAGGCGAGAAUUGUCUCGAUCAAAGAAACCCAGCUCAACGUGGAGCUAGCAAAAGAUGUCCAGGGACGAAUUGACGCUUCUGAAGCCUUUGACGCCUGGGAAGAGAUCAACGACCGCAAGAAACCGCUGAGACAGUUCUCUGCCAAGCAAGAGCUCACUGUGAAAAUACUUGGGGCACACGACACGAGAAACCACAAGUUUUUGCCCUUGUCACAUCGUAACUCCAAGCAUACAGUGUAUGAGCUCUCUUGCAAGGCAAGCGCUAUUAAACACCCCAACGCUGAAAAUCUCUCAUUACAAAGCAUUUCAUCUGGAUCGCGUUGGCUUGCAUUUGUCAACAAUAUUUCUGAUUCAGGUCUCUGGGUCAACAUCUCUCCUGCUGUUCGUGGAAGAAUCCGGGCGACAGACGUUUCAGACGACUUGUCUUUGGUCGCUGACCUGAACACCAACUUCCCACUCGGAUCUGCUCUGCGGGUUCAGGUUCUCUCAGUCGAUGCUGAGAAGAAUAGGUUGGAUUUAUCUGCGAAAUCCGACAACUCCGCAAGCUCAAUCACGCUCAAGGAUAUCUCUGCAGGGCUUGUACUGCCCGGCCGUAUUACAAAAAUCAGUGAUCGAAACAUCAUCGUUCAGCUGAGUGACCAGGUGGUCGGCGUUGUGGACCUGAUUGACAUGGCAGAUGACUACAGCGAAGCUAACCCAGCAAAAUAUCAGAAGAAUGAUGUGCUUCGAGUUUGUGUGCUGAGGGUGGAUGUGCCAAAUAAGAAGGUUACGUUGUCCACACGACCCUCUAAAGUGCUCAGCUCGUCAUUACCGGUCAAUGAUGCAGAAAUUACUUCUAUCUCCCAGCUCUCAGUGAACGACGUGGUCCGGGGCUUUGUCCGCAAUGUUGCAGACAAGGGUGUUUUUGUCACACUUGGCCAUAAUAUCACUGCGUUCGUCCGGGUUUCGAACCUUUCAGACAGCUUUAUCAAAGAGUGGAAAGAUCAUUUCCAGAGAGAUCAGCUGGUCAAAGGGAAAGUCAUAUUGGUCGAUGAGGCUUCUGGCAAUGUGCAGAUCAGCCUCAGGGAAUCAGCCUUGGACCCGAAUUACAAAGCUCCAUUGAACUUCAAUGAUGUCAAGCUCGGCGAUGUUGUCUCGGGCAAAGUGGUCAAGGCCGAGGCGUUUGGUGUCUUUAUCCUGAUCGAUAACUCUGAAAACGUUCGAGGUCUUUGCCAUCGAAGCGAGAUCGCUGAACAGAGGAUUGAAGAUGCAAGCAAACUUUUUAGCGAAGGAGACAAGGUGAAGGCCAAAGUCCUGAAGCUCGACCCUGUGACUCGAAGAGUCAACUUCGGUAUGAAGGCUUCUUACUUCGCGGAUGAGCUCGAUGAAGACAGUGUGGAUGACAGCGAGGAUGCCGCGUCUGAGGACGAGAGUCUAGCCGACGGCGGCGUUGACCUUGAUGAAGACAUGGAACGUGCUGAGGAAGAUGAGGAUGACGACGAGAUGGAGUUGGAAAAUGACCAGGAAGAUAGUAUGGAUGAUGAAGAUGAUGGAGAUGCAGGUUCAAAUAUCGAAGACGAUGACCCCGAGGUAGAAACAACCUCAGAGACAGUCUCAUCUACGAAACCAAAAGGUCUCAAUGUCGGCGGCUUUGACUGGUAUGGUCUCUCGGAGCCCAAUCCGUCAAGUAAACGCCCAGCUUCCGACUCAGAAGAAGACAACCUUACCGCUAAAGCAUCCAAGAAGAAGAAGAAGAAGCGCGCCAAAAUCCAGGUCGACCAUACCGCCGAUCUUGAUCGCGACGGCCCACAGUCGGUUGACGACUACGAGCGGCUCCUCCUGAGCGAGCCUGACUCUUCGCUCCUCUGGCUCCAAUACAUGGCAUUCCACCUCGACCUGGGCGACGCUGACCAGGCACGAAGCAUCGGCGAGCGCGCACUGAAAUCGAUUGGCCUCGGCCAAGAAGCGGAGAAACUCAACGUGUGGAUCGCGCUCUUGAACUUGGAGAACGCGUACGGCGACGACGAAUCCAUCGACGCCAUCUUCAAGCGCGCCUGCGAGUACAACGACCCGCAGGAGGUCUACUCCCGCCUCGCGAGCAUCUACAUUCAAUCCGGCAAGCGAGACAAGGCGGAUGACCUCUUCCAACGCAUGCUCAAGAAAUUCACCCGGGACCCUAAGGCCUGGAUCAACUACGUGACUUUCCUCUUCGAGACUGGGGUCGACAGCGCCGAAAAAGCCCGCGCACUCCUGCCACGCGCGCUUCAGACCCUCCCGAAAUUCACGCACUUCGACCUGACGCUGAAAUUCGCGCAGCUGGAAUUCAAGCAGAGCAGCGGAACGCCGGAGCGGGGUCGCACGAUCUUUGAAGGGCUGCUCAGCGCGUUCCCGAAACGCGUCGACCUGUUCAACGUGCUGCUGGACCUGGAGCUGAAGCUGGACGACAACGAGGCACAGGUGCGGGCGGUGUUUGAGCGGAUCUUCUCCGGCGAUACUGCGGCUGGCGCGAGAAAGCUGAAGCCCAAGCAGGCGAAGUACUUCUUUAAGAGGUGGCUGGCAUUUGAGGAGAGUGUGGCAGAGAGGAGUGGCGAUGGCGAUGAGAGCAAAAUUGAGGCCGUCAAGGCCAGGGCGGCGGAGUGGGUGAGGAGUACUCCUACUACUAAUUAA
Exophiala aquamarina CBS 119918 is the source of this 5487-nucleotide messenger RNA. RefSeq lists its product as uncharacterized. Gene Ontology annotation, biological process: rRNA processing. Gene Ontology annotation, molecular function: RNA binding; protein binding. Gene Ontology annotation, cellular component: nucleolus; small-subunit processome. The transcript has a single exon. The coding region runs from base 1 to 5487 and encodes 1828 amino acids. NCBI's taxonomy places the organism in Eukaryota, Fungi, Ascomycota, Eurotiomycetes, Chaetothyriales, Herpotrichiellaceae. The record is from RefSeq and is a predicted model, not a curated record.